AUGCAGUAUCCUCCAUUCGUAGCGACAGAGAUUCCUGGUCCUUCUCCAGACGGCGAUUUUGGUAAUUUGACUACGAGACCUCCACAGGUCGAUCCGUUUAUUGAGGAGCUUCUUUCUGAAAAACAAAGAGUUGACCCUACGCUGAUUCGUGUGCACGAAGUAAUCGAUAGAGAGUUAGAGAAAAGAGCUGGAAAACAAGAACCUGAGUACCUUGAAGUGGAUAUCGAAAAACCGAUAAAGCUAGUAAAGAAAAUACUUAUUCCAGUUGCGAGGCAUCCGAACUUUAAUUUUGUGGGAAAAUUGAUGGGUCCAGGCGGCAGUACUUUGAAAAGUAUGCAGGAAAAGCUAGCGGUAAAAUUGAACGUUUGGGGCCGCGGAUCGACGAAAGACAGUAGCAAAGAAGAGGCGCUUCUUGCAACGGGAGAACCGAAAUACGCACAUCUGAAAGAGUGUCUGCAUGUCCGAGUUACCGUUGUGGCGCCCCCAAUCGAAGCUUAUAAAAAGAUGUCAGAGGCAUUAGAAGAAGUGAAAAAACAUUUGAAUCCGGACAUGGGUGAUGAUAUAUCGAAAGCUCAGAUUACAACGCUUGGGUUCAAUCCUCAGAAAUAUGCAAAUCAGCCUGCAGCCCCAAGAGGUCGUGGAGGUGCAAUUCCGCCUGUAGGGCAUGGCAGGGGCAUGAUGCCUAUGGAUAUAGGCUACGAUUAUGGUACGCAAAACUUUCUUCAACCAUACGGUUAUCCUGACCAGUAA
Soboliphyme baturini is the source of this 750-nucleotide messenger RNA. Lineage: Eukaryota; Metazoa; Nematoda; Enoplea; Dioctophymatida; Soboliphymatidae. The record is from the annotation of a GenBank genome assembly.